Aspergillus versicolor CBS 583.65 is the source of this 1398-nucleotide messenger RNA. RefSeq lists its product as uncharacterized. NCBI's taxonomy places the organism in Eukaryota, Fungi, Ascomycota, Eurotiomycetes, Eurotiales, Aspergillaceae. Gene Ontology annotation, molecular function: DNA binding. The record is from RefSeq and is a predicted model, not a curated record. Bases 1 to 1398 code for a protein of 465 amino acids. Gene Ontology annotation, cellular component: nucleus. The transcript has a single exon.
AUGCCUCGUCAAGCGAUUACCGUCUCUCAGAAAGCCUCUCUCCGGGCGUAUCACGAAUCAAACCCUUCCCUCGACCACAAAGCGCUCCGCCAGUGGUUCCAUCAACAAUAUCAGCGAAACAUCUCCCAGUCGAGUGUCUCGGAAAUCCUGUCAGCACGAUAUAAAGGUCUUGACCACCCGAGGGACACGAGGUGCCUCCAUAGCGCAAAAAGACGCCGUGUAGAACGUUGGCCUCUCGUUGAAGCCACCGUACAGGAUUGGCUUGAGGCUGAAAGUGAUCAAACAAUAAUAACCGCUGAAUCGAUACGACAAAAGGCUCAAGAGGUUUUCCUGCAGAUUCCAGAGUACAGAGGGAUGACCGUACCGAAAUUCAGCAACAGUUGGCUUCUGGGAUUCAGAGCUCGAUGUGCUGCACCUCGCGUCGAACACUCCCAGCAUAUAGAAAAUGUGUUAUCUGCGUAUAAGCCUCAAGACCAGUAUCUACUCGUUGAGACGACACUUUUUUGGAAGAUGCUCCCAGAAUCUGCUCUUACCAAAGUGCCCGCCAGCCGACUGGAAGAGUUCCGAACACGAAUUUCGGCUCUUCUCUGUACAAAUAUCGAUGGCUCUCAUCGUCUGGCGCCUUGGUAUAUUGGCAGAAAUCCUAACCCUCAUGCCUUCCGUUCUGCCGAAGGCCAUAUUCAAUCACUUGGCAUGGUUUGGAGACACAAUCCCCCGGCCAAAGUAACAGGAAGCAUCUUCAGAGAGUUCCUGCGUUGGUUUGACAAUAUCCUGGGGGGUAGAAAGAUUGUUCUUCUGCUGAAUGCACCUCCUGUGCAACGAUUUGUGUUUUUCGAUUCUCAACCGCCCGACCUUCGAAGCUUUGGGCUCAAAAACAUCACCAUUAUAUAUCCCUCGCCAUCUUGGAUGGACGCAUAUAAUAAGCUAAGAACAGAAGUAGUGGGGACAUGGAAGACCUUCUAUCGCAUAUACUGGUUACAAUAUGUCUACGACCAGCUCAAUGCUCACAGAAACCCACUCACUACGAUGAAUAUCCUAAAGGCUGUAAGCUGGGCUUGCCGUGCUUGGCACACGGAUAUAGACCGGCAAAGUCUUCAGGAUUGCUCCAGGAGGGUUGGCUGGCCUGGGAUUCCCGCUGGGAAUGAUGCUGAAGGCGAAGAAGAAUAUAAGACGAUGAAGCAGCAUCUACGAGAUAUUCUUGAAAAGCUGGAACAGAUAGGUUUUUUGCGUGAGGCUAUGGAUGUUGACACUCUUAUAAAUCCUCCUUUUGAAUCUUCCGAGGGAGCGUGGAUCGAGGAGACGACGGCAGCCCAAGCCAGCUCGGUCGAAGUUCUAGAGGGAGACUCUGACGAGGAGAUAAUCAACAACUGUAUUGACAACUCCAAUAUACGGAGCUAG